UCUGUGAAGACCUGGACAGGUUCACCUGGCUCCUCACUAACAGCUCAGCUCUAGCAGAUUGAAGCAGGAUUCAAUCUAUGAGGAAAGAGACAAACAGUAAGUAACUAUUAAGGACUGGAAUAACAUAAGGGAAAAUGGACAAUGUGACACUGUACUGCUCGAUUAUUGAAGCAAUGAGACAAGUUAAACUUUCAGCUGCAAAUUCCUCUGAUUCUGCUAUCGACUAUCUUUCAGUCUGCAUCCAUGGAAUUGCCUCUUUCUUUGGGGUAUUGGAAAAUGGCCUCAUUAUCUGGAUUGUUGGCUUUCGAAUGAGGAAAAGUGUAAUUACCACCUGGAUUUUGAAUCUGGCUGUCUCUGACUUCAUGACAACACUUUCCCUUCCCUUUUUUACCUAUUUCAUGGCAACUGGACAGACUUGGAAACUGGGGACUUUCUUCUGUAGAGUCCAUUCCUCCAUCUUCUUUCUCAACAUGUUUGUCAGCAGCUUUCUGCUCUGUGCUAUCAGCAUCGACAGAUGUGUUUUGAUUGUCUAUCCAGUGUGGUCUCAGAACAAUCGGAAUGAACAGCAGGCUUCUCGCAUUUGUGCUGGUUUGUGGGUGCUUGCCAUCAUUAAUACCUUACCUUAUUUUCUCUUUCGAGAUACCAUUCCUCGUUAUGAUGGCCGAAUCAUGUGUUACUACAAUUUCAUGUUAUACAGUUCCCCAGGUAACAAAAGCUUUGAGCUAUGUGGAAUGAGGCAGUACUCAAUGGCCAUCAGCAAGUUUAUCAUUGCAUUUGUCAUGCCAGUCUUUAUUAUUGCUGUCUGCUACACAGCAGUGACAAAAAAAAUCCGUACACGCAAUCGAAAAACACCUGGCCGAUUCUUCAAGCUUGUUGUUGCUAUCAUUAUCACUUUUGUCCUUUGCUGGUUCCCAUACCAUAUUUUUAGCAUCAUGGAGGCCCAUGCACACUACAAGAUGUCCCUGGGACCACUUGUUGGCAAAGCACUGCCAUUUGUUAGCAGCUUGGCCUUCAUCAACAGCAUCAUCAAUCCCUGCCUAUAUGUCUUCUCGUGCCCAGACUUCAUAGCAAAAUUCAGAACAUCAAUAAGAGUUGUUCUGGAACAUGUUCUUGUUGAGGAUACAGAACUUGCAACCAGACGCAGUACAGCUAAAUCAUCUCUGAGCAGUGACAACCCCAUGCGAGGCUACAAGUUUGCAAAUUGCAAGGACAUUCUCAUGAGUGAGCCAUCGGCCAGUAAUUAGAGCUCAGGAUACUCAUAUAAUCUGUGACUUCUAACAGCAUGUACUGCCAUCCAAAAUGUUUUGUACUGGAUACCUACAUACCAUUUGCAGAGUCAUGCGGAUGCCAAUGGAAUUUGAUUUGUACCUAGUUUUCCAUCUGUUUGUUUUUAUUGUUCCCUUAUUGUUUAUUUUUUGUUUUCAACCUUCUUCUCAUCUCAUUCCAUUAGCCUCAGAUGGAGUCCAGUACUGCUGGACAAAGUAGGGCAUUCUCAGGACUACCACGAUUCAUCAAUUCCCAUGGCACAGUUCCUUUUUUAAGGAAUAAUUAAUAUAAAAGUUGUAGGAUGUGAAAGUAUCACACCAUGCCUUACAUGCUGUAUGGAUGAGGCAUGCUGAUAUGCACCUGUGGGCACUUCAUGCCAGACAUUCAAUGACCACCAAGUCAUGGUGCCAUCUGCUUUGUCGUCUCUUUUAUAAUUCCAGAGAGAAAGGCAGCAGUGUCACCUCAUUAUUACUAUUGAAAUAUAUUUCAGUACCAGUGUAACAAGUCAACUUAAAAAAGUAAAACAACAUAUUUUGAAUAUUUUACAGUGUAUUUUGUAAACUACUAUUAAUUAUAACCAGACAUAUCUCUGAGUAUGAUAUUGUAAAUGUGAUUGCGAAAUAAAGCACCAAACCAAAUAUA
Molecule: messenger RNA, 1908 nt
Organism: Protopterus annectens (West African lungfish)
Lineage: Eukaryota; Metazoa; Chordata; Ceratodontiformes; Protopteridae
Gene: PTGDR2
Product: prostaglandin D2 receptor 2
Exons: 3
Coding region: 135-1244 (369 amino acids)
Biological process (GO): phospholipase C-activating G protein-coupled receptor signaling pathway; inflammatory response; positive regulation of cytosolic calcium ion concentration
Cellular component (GO): plasma membrane
Molecular function (GO): G protein-coupled receptor activity; complement receptor activity
Source: RefSeq, a predicted model, not a curated record